CUCGGUGAACAAAGAUCAUGUUAAUUAUCAAUUAAAUAGUUACAAUUAUUCAGUCAAAAAAAAGGAAGGACCUGUGUCUAUAUGUGCCGCCUUGAUCCCGUAUAUAACGUUGGAGUGAAACAAGAGGGGAGUAGAGAAUCAAGAUCCGAGCACUUUCUGCUAUUUUCAUUGUUUCUUGUUUUGGUUUAGUUCAAUGCAUAUUCUGUUUUGAGCUUUGGAGCAUCUUCUAAAAAUUCUUCUUGUGCUAAGCCGUUCUUUUCGCAGGUUUUAUAUCAAAUCUGUUUGGUUUUGAACCUGGGGUGUGCAAAGUUUUGUUUUUUAUUUUCUAAAAUCGUUCCCAUUUUGGUGUUUUUUCUAACUUUAAGGUUGCGUUAGGAAGAGACCCUUUUGUUGCCGAAUGAGAGUGUCCAAUGAAAGUUUGUUCCUUGAUGCAUAGUUAAAUUGUUUUAUUGAUUGGCAAGUCAAAAGACCUUGGCUUUUUUACAAGGGAAUAUUGUUACUGUUUUACCAAGAUUAUGGUUUCGUUUUAUUUAAAUUAAAGAACCUGUGAGGCCUUGUGCGCUUGUUGUUUCAGCAAGCUCUUCCCCUUCUCUGCAUUGCAAUAAUCUUCUUCUUCUCAUGGCUCGUAUGUUAGGCUAUGAACCUUGUUCCCAUUCAAGUAGGGCCUUAUUCAAUUACUCUUCUAUUUCUUCCCCUGAGGCUAACAGAAGACUUGGAUUCACUUUUAGAGCUUGUUCUGAUGCCAAUGCUGGUGAUAAUUCUAAGAGGGUUUUCGUGAAGGAAAAGAAAAAGCUUUAUGGUUUUGCAUGUCUUCCUCACCCACCCUUGUUAGGUAAUUUUGAGGAAGGUAUUUCUGUUGAAGAUUGGUCUUUGGGUGGAAGUCCCUCCAAACCUUUUUGUUUUCCUGAUCAACCCUUACUCCAGAAACUUGUUGUUGCUGUUGAUGUUGAUGAAGUAUUAGGAAACUUUGUGUCAGCUCUGAACGAGUUCAUAGCAGAUCGAUACUCAUCAAUUCAUUCAGUUUCUGAGUAUCAUGUGUAUGAGUUCUUCAAGAUAUGGAACUGUUCACGUGACGAAGCGAAUACUCGUGUUCAUGAAUUUUUUGAGACAUCAUAUUUCAAGUCAGGGAUCCAACCUAUCCCAGGUGCUCAGGUGGCGCUGCGGAAGUUAUCAAGAUUUUGUAACCUAUCAGUUGUAACAUCUCGGCAAAAUGUGAUCAAGGAUCACACAAUUGAGUGGAUAGAGAAGCACUUUUCAGGACUGUUUCAGGAUAUUCACUUUGGAAACCACUUUGCUCUUGAUGGGGUGUCCAGACCAAAGUCAGAUAUUUGUAGGUCUUUAAAUGCAAAUAUUCUCAUUGAUGAUAACCCAAGAUAUGCCAUAGAGUGUGCUGAAGCCGGAAUUAGAGUCCUACUCUUUGAUUAUGAAAACUCAUACCCUUGGUCCAAGACUGACUCUGCUGAUCAGCAUCCCCUGGUGACCAAAGUUAAGAACUGGGAAGAAGUUGAACAACAAUUAAUGUCAUUGAUAGCUUUAUAGCUAGUUCCUUUAAUCCUACAACAUGGAUCAGUGAAAAAUACUGGUUUUUAGAUGAAGUAGUAGAUUAGUUCUUAUUCCUGAAAUAUCUAAUGAAGACUUGAAAGGGUGAAAUUAUGGGAGGUAGGUUCAAGAAUUUAUAAUUGCAAUUCAAGGGCUAUAAUCCUCAUUCUCACGAAUUUCCAUAUGGUUAAAUUAGAAAAUUUGUCUCUACACAAGAUAGAUAUUCAAGGAACAUUCUUAUCAUGGAGUUCUACCUUCAUCUAACUAAGCAAUCUGGACCGUCAAGUUCAUUUUGUAACACUUUUGUUCACUCUUCAUUGUAUUCAAUUCCAUAAUGCAUGGUUAUAAAUAGAUUGAGUUUGAAAAUCA
Vigna angularis (adzuki bean) is the source of this 1908-nucleotide messenger RNA. RefSeq lists its product as uncharacterized. The record is from RefSeq and is a predicted model, not a curated record. Gene Ontology annotation, biological process: deoxyribonucleotide catabolic process. NCBI's taxonomy places the organism in Eukaryota, Viridiplantae, Streptophyta, Magnoliopsida, Fabales, Fabaceae. The coding region runs from base 619 to 1539 and encodes 306 amino acids. Gene Ontology annotation, molecular function: 5'-nucleotidase activity. The transcript is spliced from 6 exons.